AUGCGGAUAUUCGGAGGAUCGAAGGAUGACACUACCAAAUUGAGAGCAGAUACUUCGAGUGGUAGCUCUAGAGCCAAUGCUCAUGCAAAGAUUUUUUAUUCUCAGGUUGCGUUUACUCUUAUAACAUUCAUUCUUGGCUCUCGAGCACUACUUUCCAGUCAUAUUCCAUUUUUCUCAUGGCUACCCGCUCUAUUACUACUAUUUGAUGCUACCUUGGCAUUUGCGUCUCUUCUUUAUCUGGAUUUUACCCGAGAAAACACCACCUGCUAUCUACGACUAGUACUCUCUCUAGUGGUAUUGAGACUAUCAUGUUCAGUGAUCCUGGUCGCCGAGCUCUUCCUCCCACACUCUGAUCCAACUGUCUCAAUUCCGUUGAUUAUAGUAUCAAUUAUCCAUAGCACGUUCUCCAUGCUUAGCUCGGUGCAAGUGCAUAGUUUGAGCUAUUCGAAUCGAGAAAAGCUUAGCGAAGGCGAAGGAAUCAAAAUGCAACAAUGUCUUGGUAGUACGACAACUCUGGUGACAAAUGUGGACGAUGAGAUAUCAGUGGAUUUGAUCUGA
Molecule: messenger RNA, 558 nt
Organism: Caenorhabditis remanei
Lineage: Eukaryota; Metazoa; Nematoda; Chromadorea; Rhabditida; Rhabditidae
Exons: 5
Coding region: 1-558 (185 amino acids)
Source: RefSeq, a predicted model, not a curated record